Molecule: messenger RNA, 4264 nt
Organism: Rhineura floridana
Lineage: Eukaryota; Metazoa; Chordata; Lepidosauria; Squamata; Rhineuridae
Gene: ACSS2
Product: acyl-CoA synthetase short chain family member 2
Exons: 19
Coding region: 236-2332 (698 amino acids)
Biological process (GO): acetyl-CoA biosynthetic process
Cellular component (GO): cytoplasm
Molecular function (GO): acetyl-CoA synthetase activity
Source: RefSeq, a predicted model, not a curated record
GCUAAAAAGGGACUCCUCCUCAAACCAACCCACCAGGCCUGGGCGGAGCUUGGCACGACGCCCUCCUUUUCCCGCCGGUGCCUCCCCGGCUCCUCCUCCCCCUCCUCUCCCCCUUAGUGGAGCCUGGCGGAGGCGGCACUGCCGCGGCGUUUCCUAGCUCAGUGCCCCGCUACUGGCUCGCUGGGCGCCCGCCGUUUCGUUCCUCUCGCUUCCUCUCCCAUCUGGAGCCAGAAGGAUGGUGCUGCCCGACGAAGAGCGCGCCGCCGAGGUCUUCCGGGCGCCCCCGGACCUGGUGCGGGAGGCGCACGUGCCUUCCUUGGAAAAGUACCGGGAGCUUUACAGCCGCUCGGUGGAGGAGCCGCAGGAAUUUUGGGGUGAUAUUGCCAAAGAAUUUUACUGGAGGAGCCAACAUACUGGACCAUUCCUGCAGUACAACUUUGAUGUCACUAAAGGGAAAAUCUUUAUUGAAUGGAUGAAAGGGGCUACAACCAACAUUUGCUACAAUCUGUUGGACAGAAAUGUCUACGAGAAUAAACUUGGGGACAAAAUAGCUUUUUACUGGGAGGGAAAUGAACCAGGGGAAUCCAUGACGAUCACGUACAGUGAAUUGCUGAGCAAAGUCUGCCAGUUUGCUAAUGUUCUUCAGGAGCAAGGCGUGAAGAAAGGAGACAGUGUAUCCAUCUACAUGCCAAUGAUCAUUGAGCUGGUGGUAGCCAUGCUUGCCUGUGCCAGAGUUGGAGCACUUCAUUCCAUUGUGUUUGCAGGUUUUUCAGCAGAAUCCCUUUGUGAAAGGAUCCUUGAUUCCCACUGUUCACUUCUCAUUACUGCAGAUGCCUUUUAUAGAGGUGAUAAGCUGAUUAACCUGAAGCAGAUAGCAGAUGAAGCCUUGCAGAAAUGUAAAGACAAGGAUGCCCCUCUGCGAAGGUGCAUUGUGGUCAAACAUUUAGGAAGGGAAGAACUGGUGCUUGAUGGGCCAAGCAGCAAAUCGCCCCCUCUGAAGAGACUCUGCCAGAGUGUGCAGGAAAAAAAGACUGAGAGCUCAAAGAAAGUCCAUCCUAAGAUACCUUGGGAUUCAGAAGUUGACUUUUGGUGGCACGACGUUAUGAAAAAUGCUAGCAAGGAGUGUGAGCCUGUCUGGUGUGAUGCAGAAGAUGAACUGUUUAUUCUCUACACCAGUGGGUCAACUGGAAAACCCAAGGGUGUUGUACAUACAAUAGGUGGAUAUAUGAUUUUCACUGCCACUACCUUUAAAUAUGUGUUUGAUCACCAUCCUGAGGACAUUUAUUGGUGCACAGCUGAUAUUGGAUGGAUAACUGGUCAUUCCUACCUCACAUAUGGACCUUUGGCAAAUGGGGCAACCAGUGUUUUGUUUGAAGGGCUCCCCAUUUACCCGGAUGUCGGCCGUAUGUGGAGUAUCAUUGAUAAAUACAAGGUGACCAAGUUCUACACAGCACCCACUGCCAUACGCCUUCUCAUGAAGUAUGGGGAUGAACACGUCAGGAAGUACAGCAGGAAGUCCCUGAAGGUACUAGGAACGGUAGGGGAGCCCAUAAACCCGGAAGCUUGGCUAUGGUACUAUAGGGUAGUUGGCGAAGAGAGAUGCCCAAUAGUGGAUACCUUCUGGCAGACAGAGACUGGUGGCCAUGUGUUAACUCCUCUCCCUUCUGCCAUACCAAUGAAGCCAGGCUCAGCUACCUUUCCUUUCUUCGGGGUGGUCCCUGCAGUGCUGGAUGAGUCUGGGGAGGAGCUGGAAGGAGAAGCAGAAGGUUACCUGGUUUUUAAGCAACCCUGGCCUGGAAUAAUGCGCACAGUGUACAAAAACCACCCACGGUUUGAGACCACUUAUUUCAAAAAGUUCCCUGGUUAUUACGUGACAGGAGAUGGCUGCAAAAGAGAUAAAGAUGGUUAUUACUGGAUCACGGGUCGAAUUGAUGACAUGCUGAAUGUUUCUGGGCACUUGCUGAGUACAGCAGAAGUAGAAUCGGCUUUGGUAGAGCACUUGGCCAUCUCGGAGGCGGCAGUAGUAAGCCACCCACACCCAGUGAAGGGAGAGUGCCUCUACUGUUUUGUGACCCUAAGGGAUGGCCAUGAAUUCACAAAGAACUUGAUUGAUGAACUGAAGAAGCAAGUUAGAGAAAAGAUUGGUCCCAUUGCAACGCCAGAUUAUAUUCAGAAUGCUCCUGGUCUGCCCAAAACCCGCUCAGGUAAAAUUAUGCGGCGGGUAUUAAGAAAAAUUGCCAAAAAUGACCGGGAGCUGGGGGAUACCUCAACAGUGGCAGAUGCAGCAGUUAUAAACCACCUUUUCAACAACAGGUGUGAGACGAUACUGUAGCAAGGCUAUUGUGGAAGAACACAGCAGUAGUGCAGAGAUUUGGUGAGAAUGUGGCCCCAUCCAGACAAUGACUGUGCUUUCCUUGAGAUGGAGAAGCUACCCAAUGCCGAACUGAAUGUAAAUGAAGAGAAGAAACUGAUGCUCCAAGACGCACUCCUCUUGUGUUGUAGAUCUAGCUGUCUGUGCCUCUGGAGAACUGUGUGCAUUAUGUUGUAGACCGAAAACUACAUAUCUGAAAUUCCAGCCUCGUUCACGUCAUACAGAAUGACUUAACAUUUUUAAUUUUCAUGAACUAGUUUCAUGGAUGGUUUUUUUUUUUUUUUUUACUUUUUAAUGUGCUGCAAUGGGCAGAGCUUAGAAUGUGCAGGUAUUGGUGUGAAAAGAUGGUUUUGCUCCUGAGCUGUAGUUAUAGGUUUUGAGAACCGACAGAUUGAAUAGUAAUCCUCAUGUUGAGGCAGAAUUAUUGGAACAAACAUUUUAGAAAUCCAUCUGGUUUCUUCCUUUCUUUUUAAAAUCCUGACUACUCUGGCUUCAUGCCGUAGGAAAGUGGACAUUUUUAGGAAAACUGUAACUAUGAAGCUGUAUCAAAUUACUUUUCCAGUGUUAGUCUGAACACGGAUGUUAAUGAUGAUGAUCUUCCCCCCACAAAAAGGGGAAGUUUGGGGUUCUGCAUGUUUUGGUUUUUAAUAAUGCAUUAGUAUGUGUGUGCACACCGCUAAAUUUUCCCAUUGCAUUGUUGUUUGCUGGAGGUGGAAGCAAAUUCAGGGAAUUGUAGCCAUGAAAAGCUAUGUUCAGUGCCUAGAUAUAUCAUAGAGGGAGGUUCUUAAAUUUGCUGUGGUUGUUGGGCUGGUGCAAUACUUGUACCAGUUAAAUCUGGGUAUGGAGAGCAUCUGUUGAUUCACCUUGAGGGAUGAGAAGGAGGUGCUGCAGAGAUACCAAGGUUACAGUGACAUGGGGCAUUUCAGUUACUUGCUUCUCCAUGUGACCAGCUGGGGCCCACAAACACAUGAAGAAAAUGUAUACAGCCAGUGAUUCUCACCCAUGCUUGCUAUGGCUGGAAAAAGUGUGGCUGCAUUUGUGGAAACUCCAGUUAUACCUGUACUUAGUCCAGUUUAUGCUUCCAUCACUCGAUGUAAUCAUGGGCAUGUUUGUGACCAAAUAUGAGCUGCUACUGUUGUGGAAGGGAAAAAAUACAACUGUGACCAGCCUGCAGAUAAUUAUGCAGAGGUGUCCUUUCUCAAGUCAGAUGAAUAUAUCCAUAGCUCACAAUUCAUCAAAAUUACUGUGAAGGAUUUGAUUCCCCUGUGUUCUUUGUCACUGAGGUUGCAAAGAAGAAAUUAUCAAAUCAAGUGUAGGCUGAGAUCUGAUGUGGGUACAUAACAAGGGGAAAAUCUUUUAAUAUAUUUAAUCCUACAACCCAAACUCUCUAAUAAACGUAGAUUACAGAAACGGGCUUGUUUCAAUAAUUUUUGUUAAGGUGUGUAAUUCCAGCACCUAUUUCAAUACUGCUGGCCUGGAAAUGUUUCUCCAUUUUUUAUUUUUUUUGAAAAAAAUGGGUAUCAAAGUGUUGACUGCGAUAGCCAUGGUGAGGAAUCCCAAGGUGUCUGAUUUGCCCAUGUAAUUGUUAAAGCAUGUCCCUUAACCAUAUGCUUGAUGAAUAAUUUUAACAUUGCCCUGACCUUGGCCCAUGGUUAUACAUUUCUCAUUUCUUACUUGCUCUUAGUAUUCUAAAUGCACUUGUAUAUGGUCUGCAACAUCAUUGUAUAUUUAACCUAAUGUCAUACAGCAUUAAAGGUAGGCCCGUGGCUUGCUAUGUGCUAUUAAUAAGAAACAAAUCCUUUAAAUCUUGGUCUGACAUAAUUUUGGUUAGGAAAUGGCUGGAAUUGUUUUUAAUUGGAAUAAAUCAAAGAAAUAAAAUAUAUAAACCGGUUG